AUGUCAUCAGCACUUCGGCUUUGUCUUCCUUUGUCAAUUGUUAAACGAACUACUUCAUCGUUUGUCUCAUUGCGUUGGAAUUCAACAAAAGCUGCUACGGCAUCAGCGCCACGAAAGAUAACUACACAUUAUACAAUCUAUCCAAGAGAUAAAGAUGAACGAUGGAAAGAUGUCAACAUGGAACGUUACGCUGAAGAAUAUGAUGUGGCUAUCGUCGGUGGUGGACCAGCUGGUCUUUCAGCUGCCAUUCGAUUGCGACAAUUAGCUCAAAAGCACAACAAAGAGAUACGUGUAUGUGUUAUUGAAAAAGGUUCAACUAUUGGUGCUCAUAUAUUAUCGGGUGCUUGUAUUGAAACGCGAGCACUCGACGAAUUGAUACCUGAUUGGAAAGAAAAAGGUGCUCCAUUGACUAAUCCGGUCACUAAAGAUCGAUUCUAUUAUUUGACAAAGACUUCGGCAAUCGCUAUUCCAGUGAUUAAAGGACUUCCAAUGUAUAAUCACGGUAAUCAUCUUGUUCGUUUGGGUAAAUUGACUGCUUGGCUCGGUGAACAAGCCGAAGCAGCCGGUGUAGAAAUGUAUCCAGCAACUGCUGCUAGUGAAAUCUUAUAUCAUGAUGAUGGUAGUGUGAAAGGUGUUGCAACAAAUGAUGUUGGUAUUGCUAAAGAUGGUUCGCCAAAAGAUUCAUUUGCACGUGGUAUGGAAUUACAUGCAAAAUGCACUAUCUUUGCUGAAGGUUGUCAUGGACAUUUGGCAAAGCAACUCAUGAAGAAGUUCGAUUUGAGAAAGAAUUCUGCACCACAAACAUAUGGAAUUGGUCUUAAGGAAAUUUGGGAAGUUGAUAAAAGUAAACAUGAACCAGGUUUAAUCAUACACACAGCCGGUUGGCCAAUGGACACACACACAUAUGGUGGUUCAUUUAUGUAUCAUAUCUUAGACGAUGGUCAGCCAUUGGUUCAAGUGGGCUUUGUUGUUGCACUUGAUUAUGAAAACACAUACAUAAAUCCUUACCAAGAAUUUCAACGCUUUAAAACACAUCCUAAGAUUCGAUCAAUAUUUCAGAAUGGUAAACGUAUUGCGUAUGGUGCUCGUGCAUUAAACGAAGGUGGUUAUCAGGCUGUUCCAAAACUUUCAUUUCCCGGUGGCUGUCUAGUUGGAUGUAGUCCGGGAUUUUUAAACGUUCCAAAGAUCAAAGGCACUCAUACCGCUAUGAAAUCUGCUAUGAUCGCAGCUGAGACAGUGUUUGAUCUAUUGGACAAAUCAAUUGAUGGUCAAAAAUCGAAAGAACCGAGUGAUUACGAUAAUCGUGUUAAGAAUAGUUGGAUAUGGAAAGAGUUGUAUGCUGUACGAAAUUUUCGUCCAGCAUUUCAUACUCCAUUAGGUGUCUUCGGUGGAAUUCUUUACUCUGCCUUUCAUUUUGUAUUUCGUGGUAUAGAACCAUUUACACUUUCCCAUGGAAAACCUGAUCAUGCUUGCUUAAAAGAAGCAAAACAGUGUAAACCAAUUGAAUAUCCUAAACCGGAUAAUGUGUUGACAUUCGAUCUAUUAUCCAGCGUUUCAUUGACAAACACAAAUCAUGAUCAUGAUGAACCGCCCCAUUUAACUCUUAAAGACGAUAGCAUUCCAACGAAAGUUAAUUUACCAAUUUACGAUGGACCAGAACAACGUUUCUGUCCUGCAGGGGUUUAUGAAUAUGUUGAAAACGAAGCCGGUGAACGCAAUCUACAAAUCAACGCACAGAACUGUAUUCAUUGCAAGACAUGUGAUAUCAAAGAUCCCAAACAGAAUAUCAACUGGGUAACACCACAAGGUGGAGAGGGUCCGGCUUACAAUGGAAUGUGA
This is a messenger RNA of Adineta ricciae, 1839 nucleotides long. Lineage: Eukaryota; Metazoa; Rotifera; Eurotatoria; Adinetida; Adinetidae. The record is from the annotation of a GenBank genome assembly.